CACGAGCACCAGGCAGAAACUGAAGUUUAUACGCGUUAUAGAGUUUUAGAGAGUUCUAGAUAAAUAUGCAAUUGAUUUAAAUUCAUUAACGCGACUGAAGUUUUCCUUUCAAUGCGAAGUUUAUCAAACUAUUGUCAUCAAUGUGACAGUCAUGAAUAAACUACGCAACUUGCUGCCGGGGCAGCAGUCCAAGGAGUCUGCGCGCCACUCGGUCACAUUGGAGCCGGAGAUUGGUUUUCAGAUCACCAUCGAGACGCCACAGAAUCAGAGCAGCAAUGACAGAGGAGCUUCUGCAAUGCCCGAGUUGAAUGUGCAUCUUAUUGCGGCCCGACAUCUGCCCUCUCUUUUCGGCUUCAAGAUUGUGCAGGGCUAUAUUAUUAAGGUUAAGCUCUUUCCAGGCACCAAGCGCUUGGAUAGUAGCAUUCAAACAAACACUUGGCCAAAGUUCAAUGAAAACUUUAAGUUUCCUCUUGUACCAGACAUUAAACCUUCACUGAAGCAUGGCUCGGCAUUUUCAUCGCGGCGUCAUAUGCAGCCAGUUAACGGUGAUUACUCCGAUCCAGGGGAUCUUUUUGCCGGCCAAUUUUUGGUUUUUACCGUUUAUGCUCUACUGGAAUUACCCGCAGCUAGCUUCAAUCGCUUCAACAAGACCUAUCGCUCCCUCAAAGAAAGAAGUUCAACAUUUAUGCAACGCCUUUCCACGGGGGUGAUGUCGAACGAAGCGCCUCCCGAAAAUGGUGCGACGCCAAAAGGCAAGGAUAAGAAGUCAUCGGAAAGCCCCCGAACUGCUAUGCCGGCUUUGACGAUAAGUGAAUCCAGACGAAAUAUAGGUUCUGUUACCUGCUAUCUGGAGCCGAAGCUUUUUAAACGCAACCCGCGUAAUGGAACUUAUACGACCGAGGAGCUGUGGCUACCAAUUAAAGAUAUAACCACAACAGUAUCCAAAGCAACGCCCAAUAAUAACAACAACUAUCUCACAAAUUCGGCAAAGGGCGUGGUUGAGUUGGCCCUCGAGGUGCGCGAUCUUGCCGAACUUGCCGAGGGAGAAACACAGUCCGAGGUGCAUUCAGCGCCAGAGCAGGAUAUAACAAAGGGUGCGGGCGGAAAUAAUAAUUGGCAACGGAUGACUGCCGAAGUGAAGCGGAAAAUGGGUAUCAGCAAUGUUAGCAGUGCAACUGGGGAAACGCUUCUCUUGAGGGUGACAACAUCGCGCAUGCGUUGCUCCAACAAGGUCAAGGACGAACUGGAGGCGACGGCCAGCGGUCGAGUCUAUGUGAAGACCACAAUCUUUGAGCAUGGCAUCUAUGUGGAUGCGUGGAAGUCACAACUUUUCUAUCCCUCGCUCUCGACCAAUUGGGAUGGCGCCGGCGGGGAUGAUGCCACGAUUUCGGUUCCUCUGCGCAGCCUGGAGCAAUUAGAGAAUAUUGAGAUCAGGAUAACGCUAGCGACCAAGCUGAAAAUGGGCAAGAAACUAGUGCUGGGCACAGUUGUUGUUGCUGGCGGCAGAAGUUCCUCAUCCUCUGAAACCGGCGCAGAGCAAAUGCAACAUUUGCAGAGUUCCCCACUGAACCAGCGAGUCGCUGCUUGGCAUUGUUAUCAAUAGGUAGGAGGUUAACGAUGGGGGAUGAUGCCAUUGAGUUCUACGAAAAGAUAAGCUCAAGUUGAUGCCAAAAUCUUAGUUUUUACUCUACGUGUUCGAUUAAAUUAAAUUAAUAAAUACAUAUUUAAUGACAAAGUAUUCUAUUUUAAUAUAUGACAUGACAAGUGUUAAAAACUCUGUUAUAUUAAAGUUUCAGCCUCCCAAAUGUUACCGUUGGGAUUUAUUUAUAUUAACUUAGAAAGGAAAUAAGUCAAAGCAAACAGGAUAUUUAAGUGAGUGAGACCAAAAUUUCUAUUAUUCAAAAUUUAUUUAAA
Messenger RNA from Drosophila nasuta, 1914 nucleotides. RefSeq lists its product as uncharacterized. Bases 152 to 1603 code for a protein of 483 amino acids. The transcript has 8 exons. NCBI's taxonomy places the organism in Eukaryota, Metazoa, Arthropoda, Insecta, Diptera, Drosophilidae. The record is from RefSeq and is a predicted model, not a curated record.